AUGCUGUCAAUAUUGCGAAAAGCGCGUCUCAAGGACAAGGAGAUGCGCAUUCUUAUGCUUGGUCUUGACAAUGCAGGAAAGACGACUAUAGUGAAGAAGAUCAUGAACGAAGAUGUAAACAGCGUCAGUCCUACACUCGGUUUUAUCAUCAAGACGAUUGAGUACGAUGGAUACAAACUGAAUAUAUGGGAUGUCGGCGGCCAGAAGACGUUGCGCACGUACUGGAAGAACUAUUUCGAGAAGACAGACACACUCAUCUGGGUUGUUGAUGCAACCGACCGCGAGCGAAUAGACGAUUGUCGGAAUGAGUUGGCGGGGUUGCUGCUGGAAGAGCGCCUUUCCGGAGCAAGCCUGCUAGUUUUCAAAAAUAAGAGCGACGUCCCCGGAUCCAUGACGGAAGACGAGAUUUGUGAGGGACUGCGACUCGACGCUAUCAAGACACACAAAUGGCACGUUAUGACCUGCAGUGCUAUGACGGGAAUGAACCUGCGGGAAGGUCUUGAGUGGGUGGUACAGGAUGCAAAGGCUCGACUCUUCCUGUAUUGA
Molecule: messenger RNA, 546 nt
Organism: Alternaria burnsii
Lineage: Eukaryota; Fungi; Ascomycota; Dothideomycetes; Pleosporales; Pleosporaceae
Product: adp-ribosylation factor
Exons: 6
Coding region: 1-546 (181 amino acids)
Biological process (GO): protein folding
Cellular component (GO): microtubule cytoskeleton; cytoplasm
Molecular function (GO): GTP binding; GTPase activity
Source: RefSeq, a predicted model, not a curated record